CUUGAACUUGAACCUUGUGUACCACAAUCACACUGCCAAAAGAUCAUUGAUCGCGACUAGCGGAUCCGACGCUCCAGUCAACCCGGCUUAAGGUUAGAACGUCGCUCAGCCGAUUGCUCACGUAACUGACUACUUAUGUAUGCUGUUCGCUCAUUUGUUCCUGUUGCUAAGCAUUUCGCCAUUAAAUGCCACCAACGACCAAUAAGUAUUUCGGCAUCGCACCUUGGUGCGAAGUUGGCGGUUCGCGAUGCUUUGAACAAUGCCAUUCGUGAAGAAAUGGAACGCGAUAAGGAUGUCAUCAUACUUGGAGAGGAGGUUGCUCAAUUCGAUGGCGCCUACAAGGUCACCAGGGGUCUCUUUAAAACGUUUGGUGAUGGACGCGUUAUUGACACGCCCAUCACCGAGAUGGGAUUCACUGGCAUCGCUGUUGGCGCCGCCCUGGCUGGCCUAAAACCCAUAUGUGAAUUUAUGACCUUUAACUUCGCCAUGCAAGGUAUCGAUCACAUAAUCAAUUCCGCUGCGAAAACGCAUUUUAUGUCUGCUGGCAAAAUUUCUGUUCCUAUAGUCUUUCGCGGUCCAAACGGUGCAGCUCCCGGUGUGGCAGCGCAGCACACUCAGGAUUACGCGUCGUGGUACGCCGGUUGUCCGGGCCUGAAAGUAUUAGCUCCUUAUAGCUCUGAAGAUGCCCGUGGGCUUCUGAAAUCUGCCAUUCGUGACCCGGAUCCAGUUGUUAACCUGGAAAGCGAAAUUCUGUAUGGGCAAAGUUUCGACGUUUCAGACGAGGCGAUGUCGGCCGACUUUCUGAUUCCGAUCGGGAAAGCGAAAAUUGAACGCGAGGGCACUGACAUUACCUUAGUGGCUUACUCGAUAUCAGUUGGGGUUUCUUUGACGGCCGCAGAAGAGUUAAAGAAAAUGGGCAUAAAUGCGGAAGUCAUAAAUCUACGCUCACUUCGACCACUGGACGACGAAACAAUUUUCAACUCAGUGAUGAAGACACAUCACUUGGUCACUGUGGAAGCAGGCUGGCCAACUUGCGGAAUUGGCGCCGAAAUAUGCGCACGAGUUAAUGAGUGUAUGUCUGUUUUUUUCGCCGAAUUAUACACCGCGUCAUAUUUACCCUAA
Dicrocoelium dendriticum is the source of this 1122-nucleotide messenger RNA. Lineage: Eukaryota; Metazoa; Platyhelminthes; Trematoda; Plagiorchiida; Dicrocoeliidae. The record is from the annotation of a GenBank genome assembly.